Messenger RNA from Bombina bombina (fire-bellied toad), 1149 nucleotides. RefSeq lists its product as uncharacterized. NCBI's taxonomy places the organism in Eukaryota, Metazoa, Chordata, Amphibia, Anura, Bombinatoridae. The transcript is spliced from 7 exons. The coding region runs from base 170 to 763 and encodes 197 amino acids. The record is from RefSeq and is a predicted model, not a curated record.
UUCCCUGUGUAGUUAGCAUAUUCCUUGCACUGAGCUCGGAGCUGACAGAAGUCUGAGAAGAAAAGAGAGGAAGAGAAAGUAGGGGAGUAAAGCAAAGCAGAACUCACAGAGGUUAAAGCAGAGAGUCUUUUAGAUACAGAAGUCAACGCCCCCCCUGUUAGGAGAAAAAAUGUCUGCAACCUUCUUAGAAGAUGGUCUAAAUGGAGUCAUGAUAAAUCCAAAAAGGAAAAAGGAAGAACCUCGUAACGAAAAGUACUUUGUAAUACGGAUUAAGAACACAGAUGAUGGCACUUCAAAAAAGGACGUGAUACAAUAUUUGAACCCUCUAGUAGAAAAAACUUUUAGCACCAAUCCUAAUCAUCUGAGUGAAGAAAUAAAGCAAAUAAUAAAAAAGCUCCACAUUGAAGAUGCAGCAUUUUUAAUCAUUGAUACAGCAUCAUUGAAAGAUGCUCAGAAAGGAGAAUGUUCUAAACUGACAGAGAUUAACACCCAUAUAAAGGAUACAAAUUACAAAUGGUUUGUGACUCCAGACAAGAAGGUUUACGCAAAAACAUUGCAAAAUCCAGACAUGAAAAAUAGAGAUACAUAUUGCAUUACUGUGUUUCAAAAGGAUGGACAAAAUACAUAUCAUUUUAAGAAUACUAAAAAUAAUCUCUACUUCGCAAACGACAACGGCAAAUUUAUUUUAAAGCCGAAAAACAACAGAAAUAUUUUCCAUUGGACAAUCUAUAUCAUGUGGUCUCUAGACUCUGAUCGGACCUGAAAGGGGACUAGCAGCACAAAAUGACUUGAAAGGGAACUACAACCGGCUAAAACAAUGAUUUCCCAGCAAUAGAAAAUAAGACAGCAGAUUAAUGUUUUGUAAUAUUAUUUAAUUAUGUAUGACAUAUAUUGUAAGUUUUAUAGAUUGAUUUUGAAAUUUAUAUGCACAAACAAAUGUUAACUUUUUAAACGUUUGUAAACCUGUAUUUCCUCCAAUGGGGAAACAGGUAGCGUUACCAAUCAUGUAUUUAAAGACCGCCUGCGUAGCGGUAAGUUAUGCUUUUGGUUUGUAAAGCACUUUUAUGCACUUUUAUUGCUUUUGACAAAGACGGAUGGGUCCGUAGAAACGUGUUGGGCUAAAAUAAAAUACAGUUUUUUAUCAGAAAA